Messenger RNA from Cuscuta campestris, 2291 nucleotides. Lineage: Eukaryota; Viridiplantae; Streptophyta; Magnoliopsida; Solanales; Convolvulaceae. The record is from the annotation of a GenBank genome assembly.
AUUAACACUGGAAGUCUAAAAUGUUGUCCGUACAGUGUAUUCCAUUUCAUUUUCUUUUCUCCAUUUAUUUCCUCCCAAAUCCUCCGACUUUGAUACUUUUUCUUCGAGGCCAACCCUAUGAAGACAAAGAUCCUAGCAAGUUCUCUUUCCUACUGCAUUUUUUUGAGGGAGGCGCAAGGCGAGCUUGGGUUAGGGCUCGAGCCCGAGCUCCUGGCUCUGGUUUCCAACAGGGAAAUGGCAUGCAGAUGAGACGGAGGACAAAGAUGAACAGAAACGAUUUGGAGCAACCACCUGAAGACGAUGCAACGGCGAAUCUGGUGUCAAAAUCCAGAAAUUUCAGGUUCAAAGGUGAAAAGAUUUUUGAGCUUCUUGGCAAAUUUGUGGAAAAGAUUGGUCUGCAAAAUGUGGUACGAGUGAUCACUGACAAUGCUUCAAACAUGAAGUUAGCAGGAAAGUUGUUGAUGAGAAAAUAUCCAAAUUUGCUUUGGACGCCAUGUGUUGCUCAUUUUGAUGGUGAGACCAAGUCUCCAAUGGGUUAUAUUUAUGAGGCGAUGGACAGAGCAAAGGAGAGCAUAGCAAAGAGCUUUGGAGGAAAUCAGAGGGCACAUUGGGAUUUAAUGUUGCCAAACGACAAAGAAAUACCAAACCAGCAGGUGCACAUCAAGAAGAGAAAUAGAUUGGACCAAGCUAGGUUGAAUGACUUGGUAUUUGUCAACAAGAAGACGGUUUGCCUUGAAAGCAACUCAAAUUUGCAGCUUAGGUUCAAAUCAAAGAUUAGGGAUUUGAAGGGUUUGAAGAUCAGUUCCGCCACCGUCAUAGUUUCCGCUGCAGAAUACGGUCUAUCAGUUUUUCAGCCGUGUAUGGAAACAAUGGCAGAUGAAAAGAUAAAGAUUGAAAAGUUUGAUGGAAGUGAUUUUGGGUUUUGGAAGAUGCAAAUCGAGGAUGUUCUUUAUCAGAAAGACUUAUACCAAACGUUAUCGGGAGAAAAUCCAGAAAAGAUGAGUGAUGCAGAUUGGGCAAUUUUGGACAAGAAAGCUUUGGGAGUGGUUAGGUUGUCAUUGGCGAAGAGUGUUGCUUUCAACAUAGUCAAUGAAACGACUACGCAUGGGUUAAUGAAAGCUUUGUCGAAUAUGUACGAGAAACCCUCAGCAUUGAACAAGGUGUUUUUGAUCAGACAGUUGGUUAACACCAGAAUGAGGGAGGGUGCUUCCGUUACCAUUCACAUCAACCAGUUUAAUUCGGUCAUAACUCGGUUAGGAUCAGUUGGAAUUAAGUUUGAUGAUGAACUUCAAGCGUUGCUGCUUUUAUCUUCUUUGCCUGACAGUUGGUGUGGAACAGUGACUGCAGUUAGUAGUGCAUCUGGUACUACUAAGUUUACUUUUGAAGGAAUUCGGGACUUGAUUCUAGGUGAAGACAUCAGACGCAGAAGUUCAGGGGAUUCUUCGAGUGCACUGUUGAGUACUGAAGGCAGAGGAAGAAGGAAUGAAAGAGGAAGCAACCGUGGUAGAGGCAAGAUUGGAGCCACUUGGACUUUGAAAAACGUCAGAGUCAUUCCAAGCUUGAAGAGGAUGCUUAUCUCAGUUGGGCAGUUGGAUGAUUCGGGUCUUGAUGUUAAAUUUGGUGGUGGACAGUGGAAGGUGGUCAAAGGAAAUCUUGUUGUUGCUCGUGGCAAGAAAAGAGGCUCGUUAUAUAUGGUCGAGAUACCUCCAGAAGGAGCAAGUCCAAUUUUUGUAAAAGAAAAGGUCCGGUUCAAAGAAUCUCAUGUGCUAAAGAGGGUUACCUUUGCAAAGGAGAAACUCAGAGAAAGAGUACAGAUUCAAGAUGAACUAGCUCGGAAGGUUCAACCAGUCAGGGAAUUUUGUGACAGUGGGAGCACAGGUCGUGCUUCAGUCCCAAUCCGACAGUGGGUUAGGAAAACUAGUAUUCCGGCGUUGAAUGUUUCUCCUGUUAACAAUUUGCUUGGUUUGGAGAAUGUAGGUUCUCAGUUUGUCUUAGAAGCUAGGAGAGUGAUAGAUGUGUCACACUUGGAGCUAGCAGAGAAAGAGAACGAGUCACUGGUUGUGACUGAUGAGUUGAAGCUCAUCUUCCAGCUGCCUGAAAAUUGUCAAUGCCGCAUUAUUGAGGUGAACUCAAUUGGUUGCAAGACUUUAUUGAGCGUUAGGUUGGCUAUGAUAAGGCAUUUGGGUCUCUUUUUGUGAAGAAGAGAUGAUUGAUCUUAUAUGAAAAACAGUUCUUGGAAGCUCCUCAGGAAUGGAGAGAGAGAGAGCUUCAAAGAAAUCUGUAAUCUGAAC